Molecule: messenger RNA, 1413 nt
Organism: Trypanosoma grayi
Lineage: Eukaryota; Euglenozoa; Kinetoplastea; Trypanosomatida; Trypanosomatidae
Product: putative GTP-binding protein
Exons: 1
Coding region: 1-1413 (470 amino acids)
Cellular component (GO): mitochondrion
Molecular function (GO): magnesium ion binding; GTP binding; GTPase activity
Source: RefSeq, a predicted model, not a curated record
AUGCUUCGGGGCUGUACGGGCAGCCUCAACAGGCGGAGCCACGCGUUCGUGGACGCCGUCAAGGUGCUCGUCUCUAGCGGUGCCGGUGGCGAUGGGGCAAGUGUGAUGGCACACGAGCACGGAAACGAGUUUGCGGGGCCUGCUGGUGGCAAUGGCGGCAACGGCGGUGGGGUGAUGCUGCGCUGCAGCAGAAGGUUCGCCGACCUCUCGCAUAUCAAGGCGAUGGGGAGCCAGAUCAGUGCGGCGCCCGGUAGCGUUGGCUUCGCCCGCAACUCACACGGCAGGAAGGGGAAAGAUUUGCUGCUGGAACUCCCCGUCGGCACAGAGGUGGUGGACGUCGACACAAACGAGGUGGUGUACGACGUGGAUGAGGACGGCGUGGAGCUGCUGCUGCUCGAGGGUGGGCAAGGUGGAAAGGGAAACGCGGCCUUUGCAAACAAGUGGCAUCAUUCCCCAACGGAAUCCACGCGCGGUCUGCCGGGGAACACCAUGCUGGUUCAGUUCGAGCUCAAGACGAUUGCGGACGUCGGGCUUAUUGGGUAUCCGAAUGCGGGAAAGUCUUCUCUCCUCUCUGCCAUCAGCUCGAGCAAGCCGAUGAUUGCACCGUACGUAUUCACCACGCUUCGGCCGUAUGUUGGCGUGAUUCACAACAUGUACGGCCACACGUGCCGUGUGGCGGACUUGCCUGGGCUCAUUGAGGGCGCGUAUGAGAACCGCGGGCUCGGCCACCGGUUCCUGCGCCAUGUCGAGCGCACGCAGUCGCUGGCGUACGUUGUGGAUAUGGCUGGCUCCUACACCCCUCCGGACGCAACAGCACCGUCGGAGCCGUGGGAGGUGGUGGAAGCGCUGCAGCGCGAGCUUGAGUAUUACCUGCCCGGCCUCAGCAGUAGGGCGCUGAUGGUGUUCGCCAACAAGAUGGAUCUCCACACCGACAGCAGUGGUGCACUGCUGACGGACAAACUGGAGGAGUUGCGGAGGCGUGUGAAGCUACCGGUGUUUCCAAUCUCCGCAGCGCUCGGCAUUGCGCUGGGCACGGCGCAUCCUCAGGCUGGCCUGAUGGACGCACUGAAACUUAUGUGCGAGGAGGUUUUUCGCAAGAAGCAGCGACAGGAGGAGAUGCGACGCGCCCAGCAGCGCACUGAGACGUUUGCGUUAGAGAAGACAUUCCGUGCAAAGAACAUGGGUGUGUUUACUACUCCUGAGGGCAUGGACGAGAGGGAGGGCGAUCUCUCGCUGGUGGACCAGCAGCUUGCAGACUGCGGUUUCAGCGGACUUGGCGAGGACUUUGACGGCUACCAGCAGGCUGCUGCUCGUGGCAAAUUGCACGACUACCGCGAUUUGACAAUGAAGGGAAAGUACUGGUCGCUUACACGGGGGAAUGGGGAGAAAAUUGGCGGUGAAAAGUGGCGGUGA